Cajanus cajan (pigeon pea) is the source of this 1691-nucleotide messenger RNA. RefSeq lists its product as uncharacterized. Lineage: Eukaryota; Viridiplantae; Streptophyta; Magnoliopsida; Fabales; Fabaceae. The record is from RefSeq and is a predicted model, not a curated record.
UAAACCAGCUAAUAUAAUAUAAUCUGGUGGAAUUCGUAGAACACAAAGCAAAAGCCACAAUGUGUCCAAAGCCUCUGGUGAAAACAAAGUCCAAACACUUGCACCUUAUGGCACUCGUUAGUUUGUUCUUGUUGGCCUAUCUUUUCAUUCAAAACACCAACCCUUAAACUCUCUAACCUACCAUUGCCAAAAGAAAGAGCAAACUCAUUUAAGAAAAACUAGGACAGAAAAAGAAACACCAACACCUGGCUCUUGCAUACUUUUGAUGAGUAUUAUAGAAGAGUCCAUAUUGGUGAUAACUAAGAAGCCAACCUAUUCGUCAUCCUCCACUUCCUCUCCCUCAAGUGGCAACCUUCCCAAAGAUCAUUUCCAAUGGAAGUUUCAUGCAAGAUUCUCAGAAGAUCAACUCACAGUUUCCUCCAAAACUAUCAUUACUUCACCUCAACACCAGCUUUUCUUGCUUUUCCUUUCUCAGCUUCAAUACUCCUCUCUCAAGCAUUUGUCCCUUCACCUUCAUCCCUUUUGCCUCAAAUCUACAACCGCCUAAGGACUCUCUUUGAUGCUGCAGGCUUCCCUUCUUCAAAAUUGUUUACAAUUCUCAACUUGAAGGUUUCUCAAACAAUCACUUCUUCAAUCUUCACCCUUCCUUUCACCCUCACCUUUCUCCUAAUUGCAAAAGCAUCCAUAAUUCAUGCUCUCAACCACCACAAACCAUCUUUGCCACCUUCCUUCAAUUCAAUGAAGUCCCUUUACAAGCCUCUCCUCCACACCUACAUCUUCAACUGUUUCUUGAUUCUCUCAGCAAAUGCAACUGCUUUUGGAUUCAUGUUUUUGGCCUUCAGCUUCAUUGAAAAACUUGGCUACUACUAUUCCCCUAGUAGCCUCAUCCUCUUCACGUCAGUAUCUGGGGCAAUUCUCUUCUCUGUGAUUCUUGCCAAUGCUCUUGUCACAUGCAACAUGGCACUGGCUCUAUCUGGCAUGGAGGGACAUGGUGGAUACUUGGCAAUUCUGAAAGCUUGUUUUCUCUUAAGGGGAAGAACAUCAAUGGCCUUGUUCCUGGCACUUCCUGUCAAUGUGGCUUUGGCUGCCAUUGAGGCCUUGUUCCAAUUCCGGGUUGUGAGGCCUUAUCAUAUCGCUGGAAUAGCAAGGCCUUGUGUGGCUUUGGAGGGGAUUUUCAUUGCUUAUCUCUACUCAAUCUUCAUCAUCCUUGACACAAUUGUGAGCUGCAUGUUCUACAAAAGCCUUAAGAUAGGAUCAUGGAUCGGUCAAGCGGACAAACAUUUGUUCAGAAUUGAAUACCCUGAUGAAGACAAGUACGGUUACAUGGGCACUAAGGAACUACCAUAAUAAGUAACAUAAGGAGGCAAAUUGUUAAUUUGGUAUAGUCUUGUCUUCAUAUUUCAUGAAGGAGAAGAAGGUACUAGUUAUUUUAAACGAGUAUAGAAGGAAUUUACAAAAUUCAUUCAUGUUGCUCCAAGGAAAUGGAGCAACUUUGAAAACAUAAAGAUUUUCAAUUGAGCAAUCUCAGCUCAGAUAUGUGCAAAGCCAAAGAAAUUACCAAGUUAGAGAUUAGAGCAUCAUUUGAUAUAAAUGAAAUUCUGUUUUAUUCUUAGACUCCGUCUUUUGAUUUUAUCACUUUUACUUUGUAGGAAAUCUUUUACCGUGUGAAUAAUACAAAUGCUUCCCUUUAA